GUUCUGACCCAUAGCUGAUGUUCUGUGAACUCUAAAUAGUUCAAUUUGAAAUUUAAAAAACAAAAAGAAAAAUGAGUGAAAUGUUGUCAUUUGAAUAUUAUUCAUAUUCUUUAAAGAAUUCUUAUCAAUUCUUUCCCAUUCAAAUGAAUAGUUACGAUUAAUAUUUUGAAGAUAUAGGUAUCUACAUUGUUAGAGUAUUGUGUAUAGUUGUGACAACAACGGUCACCUUUGUCCAAGCACUGAUUAUGGAAUUUAGUUGUUUGUCAACUUUCAGUCGAAUCAGUUCCUCUUAUAUGAAUACGAUGACUUUUUUCACUAUUUUUUUCAUGUAAAUUUUUAUUUAGUUCAACAGUUGUUUCUUUAAAUUUAUUCAGUUUGACGAUUAGACUUGAUCCGAGCUGAUAACAUGAAUAAAAAUUCAAUAGCGAUCAUUUGUCUUAUUGUGUGCGCUUUCUAUUCAGUUCAAGGAGUUGAUCAGAACAUCGAAGAGGAAGAAAUUCGAGCAAGAGCAUUUUUAGACGAACUGAACGAUGAAUUAAAUGAACGAAGAAGCAAACAAACUACGGCUGAAUGGAAUUUUAACUCGAAUAUUAACUCGAAGAAUGAAGAAAUUAAAAAUGCGAUAGCUGCCGAAAAUGCCGAAUUUUUCAAAGAAACAGCAAAUCAAAUAUUGGCCUUCGAUUUUAAAGCGUAUAAAGAUGAAGAUCUGAAGAGGCAGUUCAAAGAGCUCUCUAAACUUGGAUAUGCAGCACUUCCACGUGACAAAUUUAAAUUACUCAAUGAUGCAAUCAAUGCAAUGGAAUCCAACUAUGCAAAAGUUCAUAUUUGCUCAUUUAAAAAUAGAACGAAAUGUGACCUUCAACUCGAGCCAGAACUCACUGAAAUACUGCUAAAAAGCGAAGACCCAGAAGAGCUCAAAUAUUAUUGGACACAAUGGUAUGAUUUGGCUGGAACUCCGACACGUCAAGAUUUUGAAACAUAUUUGAGAUUGAAUAAGGAGGCCGCAGUCUUGAACAAUUUUACGUCAGGCGCGGAAAUGUGGUUAUCGGAAUACGAAGACGAUACAAUUGAAGCGCAACUGGAGAAUAUAUUUGAAGAAAUACGCCCACUUUAUCAGCAAUUGCAUGCGUAUGUCCGACAUUCAUUGAAACAGAAGUAUGGUGAUCUCAUCCAUGAGGAUGGACUGAUUCCAAUGCAUUUACUGGGAAAUAUGUGGGCACAGUCGUGGGACAGCAUAUAUAAGCACACCACUCCAUAUCCAAAUAAAAAAUCAACCGAUGUGACAGAAGAGAUGAUCGCACAGAACUAUACACCAUUCAAAAUGUUUAAAUUAGGAGAACAAUUCUAUGAAUCACUAAAUAUGAGUGCAUUACCACAAUCAUUCUGGGAACGAAGCCUCAUCGAAAAACCAAUCGAUGGACGCGAAUUGAUAUGUCAUGCAUCCGCUUGGGACUUUUACAACGAGAGCGAUGUGCGCAUAAGUCAAUGUACUCGCAUUACAAUGGACGAUUUAUACACCGUUUUCCACGAAAUGGGUCACAUUUAUUAUUUUUUACAAUACAAAGAUCAACCAAAUGUGUUCAGAGAUGGUGCAAACCCAGGAUUUCAUGAAGCUAUUGGCGAUGUUUUUGCUCUCAGCCUGACGCCGAAGCACUUGGAAAAAAUAGGAUUGUUAAAGAGCUAUGAACGUGAUGACGAAGCCAAAAUCAAUGAGCUUUACGAAAAGGCCCUGCAGAAGAUAGUUUUCCUUCCGUUUGCCUAUUCUCUAGAUCAAUAUCGUUGGUCGCUGUUCCGGGGAGAAGUUGAGCCUGAUGAUUACAAUUGCAAAUUCUGGCAGAUGCGCGUCGCAGCAUCUGGUAUAAAGCCACCCGUCCAACGGUACAAAGAAGAUUUUGAUCCACCCGCCAAGUAUCAUAUUACUGCCGAUGUCGAGUACCUACGCUAUGUGGUGUCAUUUAUUCUACAGUUCCAAAUAUAUAAAGGCACAUGUAUUUUAGCCGGAGAAUAUGACCCGAAUAGUUCUCAUAGUGUACUUUCUGAUUGUGACAUAUAUCAAAGCGCAGAGGCUGGAAAUGCACUCAAAAAAAUGUUAUCGCUGGGGCUUUCAAAACCGUGGCCAGAAUCACUUGAAAUUGUUACGGGCCAAAGGAAAAUGGAAGCAUCAGCUUUAAUCGAGUAUUUUAAGCCGCUUCAAGACUGGCUUGAAAAAAGAAAUAAAGAAACUGGAGCUCACAUCGGUUGGGACCUGGAUUACGAAUGUCUAUCAAAAGCGGACAUGGAACGGAAUGAACAAAACUAGUGCUUGCCUGGAAAGGAUUAAAUAUUUCAGAAUAAAAAUAGUACACAUACAAACCUUUUUAUCUGAGCAAAUAAAUCUGAACUAAAACCUACAAUGUGUGUUAAAA
Molecule: messenger RNA, 2405 nt
Organism: Sitodiplosis mosellana (orange wheat blossom midge)
Lineage: Eukaryota; Metazoa; Arthropoda; Insecta; Diptera; Cecidomyiidae
Product: angiotensin-converting enzyme-like
Exons: 8
Coding region: 407-2299 (630 amino acids)
Biological process (GO): proteolysis
Cellular component (GO): plasma membrane
Molecular function (GO): metallopeptidase activity; peptidyl-dipeptidase activity
Source: RefSeq, a predicted model, not a curated record